ACGUCAAAAGUCGGGCAGUCAGCAGCUCUGGCUGCUACAGCUUGAGGCGAGCUGAGUCCAGAGGAAUCCUGUGCUGCUUCUGAUAUCCUCACUGCUGUCACCACUAUCGGCGCGAACAAGUGAAGUUUGAACCGGCUUCUCCAUGGCCCGGGCACCGGUUCCCGGCUGAGCCAUUUUCUUUGUGACUAAAAAAAGCCCCCGCCCAGAGACCGAUUCGUCGCGGCGGCGGUGGGGAUCGCAGGUCGUUCAGGCUUGCAGAUGGGUCAGGGGCUGUGGAGAGUGGCCAGAAACCAGCAGCUACAGCACGAAGGUUACAGUGAGCAAGGCUACCUCAGCAGAGAGCAGAGCAGGAGGAUGGCUGCCAGCAGCAUUUCUAACACCAGUCAUCGGAAACAGGUCCAAGGAGGCAUCGAUAUAUAUCACCUCUUGAAGGCACGGAAAUCUAAAGAACAGGAAGGAUUCAUUAAUUUGGAAAUGUUGCCCCCCGAGCUAAGCUUUACCAUCUUGUCCUACCUGAAUGCGACUGACCUCUGCUUAGCUUCAUGUGUUUGGCAGGACCUUGCAAAUGAUGAACUUCUCUGGCAAGGGUUGUGUAAAUCCACAUGGGGUCACUGUUCCAUAUAUAAUAAGAACCCACCUCUAGGAUUUUCUUUCAGAAAAUUGUAUAUGCAGUUGGAUGAAGGCAGCCUCACCUUUAAUGCCAACCCAGAGGAGGGAGUGAACUACUUUAUGUCCAAGGGUAUCCUAGAUGAUUCACCAAAGGAAAUAGCAAAGUUUAUCUUCUGUACAAGAACACUAAAUUGGAAAAAACUGAGAAUCUAUCUUGAUGAAAGGAGAGAUGUCUUGGAUGACCUUGUAACAUUACAUAAUUUUAGAAAUCAAUUCUUGCCCAAUGCACUGAGAGAAUUUUUUCGUCAUAUCCAUGCCCCCGAAGAGCGUGGGGAGUAUCUUGAAACUCUCAUAACAAAGUUCUCACAUAGAUUCUGUGCUUGCAACCCCGAUUUAAUGCGAGAACUUGGCCUUAGUCCUGAUGCUGUCUAUGUACUGUGCUACUCUUUGAUUCUACUUUCCAUUGACCUCACUAGCCCUCACGUGAAGAAUAAGAUGUCAAAAAGAGAAUUUAUUCGAAAUACCCGUCGUGCUGCUCAAAACAUUAGUGAAGAUUUUGUAGGGCAUCUUUAUGACAACAUCUACCUUAUUGGCCACGUGGCUGCGUAAAAGCACAAUGGCUAGGACUUCCACUAUUAACUUCAAACUAAAGUUACCCAAGGACUUAUUUAGCAGUUAUGGGGGUUACAUUAGUGCUGGUCAUCCUGGCCUCUGUAUACAAUCAAGCUUGAGUGUAUACCUUUUUUUUUCCUUUUACUCUUUUCUUUUUUAGUAAUUUCCUUGGGGAGCUAAAGGAUUUUGCAGAAUUUUUCUUAAUUUUGCUUAUCAUGUUUUGCACAAAGCAGAGCCAUUGUCUGACACAGCUGUUUAAGAAUGUUAAACUGACAUUAUACUCCAAGGGAUGGUAUAUUUGUGCAUUAGAUUUGCUUGAAAAACUAUUCGUUUUCAUUCUUUUUAAAAAUACCAUGUAAUGUGUACAUAUUUAAUGAAAGAGAUUUAUAAUCAUAAUUAUUUUAUUGUAAAGAUUUUAACUAAAGCCUUUCCUUUUCUCUCAAA
Panthera uncia (snow leopard) is the source of this 1665-nucleotide messenger RNA. RefSeq names its product F-box protein 8 (gene FBXO8). The record is from RefSeq and is a predicted model, not a curated record. NCBI's taxonomy places the organism in Eukaryota, Metazoa, Chordata, Mammalia, Carnivora, Felidae. Gene Ontology annotation, biological process: regulation of ARF protein signal transduction. The coding region runs from base 259 to 1218 and encodes 319 amino acids. The transcript has 6 exons. Gene Ontology annotation, molecular function: protein binding; guanyl-nucleotide exchange factor activity.